Protopterus annectens (West African lungfish) is the source of this 4484-nucleotide messenger RNA. RefSeq names its product transmembrane protein 240 (gene TMEM240). Lineage: Eukaryota; Metazoa; Chordata; Ceratodontiformes; Protopteridae. The record is from RefSeq and is a predicted model, not a curated record. The coding region runs from base 1156 to 1599 and encodes 147 amino acids. The transcript is spliced from 4 exons.
CAUCUACAAAACACAUGUGAAAGGCAUACAUAAAAUGGCACUGUGCACAUAGAUUUAGUUAAUUAAAAGAGAACGCGUGCCUUUUACACAAACGUUGUUUGAAAACAUUGACACGGCUUGGCCCGUUCCUGUAAGCGUGUUUGUGCGGUUGAAGUGGCCUUUGUCUUUUGGGGAGCUGCGUUCAUGUCCUGAUGCUGCGAGAGGCUGUUUAGACAUUUUGAACACGCAGUCAGUAACUGAAGGCACACAUCUACUGCAAGGGUAAGUGGGAUGACGAGCUACAAUCGGCUGCUGCUACGGAGUACCUCGAUCCUGCUCAUUGAAGAAGAAUAUUCGGCUGCCUUUUAUUCACUUGGAAGAGCUGAUAAGAUUAGCGUAUUUUAACCUGAAAAGCACAUCUCCAAGAUGUAUGGCCUCGAAUGCAAAUUCAAGCUGCAAUGUCACCAAAAAGAGAACAGGGCGUGCAAUGUCUUGGGUCACGUUUUCUCUUUGCCUAAAAGGGAACCCAGAUUUUGUUUUCUGACAAAGUGAUCGCUAAAGAUAAAAAAGCCUGUGGUCAGCAACUCAAAUGAUCAUCAUUCUCCAAUAGCGACCCCCCUCCAAAAAAAAAAAAAAAAAAAAAAAACAGACAAUUUUCUAGUUCAAACAGCAGUCUCUUAACAUUGAAUUAUUUAUCGACUUUGCUGGAGCUGACUCAGUUUCCAGUCGCUGGCUGCAUGAAGGAGAUCCUUUUUGGAAGCUGCCGGCAAUGUGGCGCACCGCGACUUCGGCUGAGAAAAGAGGGGAUCUGGGCUGGUCAGACUUGCCCUAGAAACAAGCUGAGGAUAGGAGAGACCUGCUAAGUCUCGGGACAAGGUGGACGUGCAUCCCACUGAGGGGGCUUCGGCUGCUGGGUCCACCGUCUUCCCGUGGUGGUGGCGGCGGUGGUCAGGAUUGCGGCAGCUGGGGGGCUUUGGAAACCCUGACCUUUGCGGGGAAAUUGCACAAGUGAAAAAGUACAGUGCUUUCCUGAGAAGGAAUCCAAUUGUUAGUUUAGGAUUUGAUGCACAUGAGCAGCAACACCAUGAUUUUCAUGAUCCUUGGGGCGUCCAUCGUGAUGAGUUGACCAGAUGCCUUGGUUGUGGGCUCUUACAGGCAAUAGCUUGCUUGGUGGACAUGAAUGCUCUUCUGGACCGCUUUCACAAUUACAUCUUACCGCAUCUGAGAGGAGAAGACCGUGUUUGUCACUGCAACUGUGGGAGGCAUCACAUCCAUUACGUUAUACCAUAUGAUGGUGAUCAAUCUGUGGUCGACUCCUCAGAGAAUUACUUUGUGACGGACAAUGUUACUAAGCAGGAGAUAGAUCUGAUGUUGGGACUUUUGCUGGGCUUUUGUAUCAGCUGGUUUUUGGUUUGGAUGGAUGGAGUACUCCAUUAUGCUGUCAGAGCUUGGAGAACAAGCAGGCGGUAUGAUAAUACCUGGGCAUGGAUUCCCAAGUUCUGCAAUUUGAAGAACUUCCGAAAACGCCAUCACAAGCAAUAUGAUGACACCACUGGGAACAUGGUACAUAUCAAGCAAAAGCUGUAUCACAAUGGGCACCCAAGCCCGAGACAUCUCUGACUGACUCUCCAGGGACUUUGGGGGGAUAAAAUCAUUUUUUUUUUCUUUUCUUUUCUUUUUUGUGAAAUACUUUUGAGUGAUUUUUAAAAGAAAUUCCGUAGAAAAUAAUUUAUUUUUCUUCAUACCAUGUGCCUCCAGUGGGGGUGCAAAAAAAUGCACAAUUAAUGAUCUGGAUACAGAGCAGCCAAGACAUUGCACUGUGCGUUUCAUUUUAUUGUUGGACGUGUGUACAUAUGUAAAACAAAAAAAAAUGACAUUUGCUUUCUACUUUCAAUCAAAGUAUUUGAAAGUGACCUGCACAUUUAAGCAUCUUCCUUAGGAUCUGUGUUUUAUGCACUGAGGUGACAGGAAGGUGUGACAUUGUGUUAAAGGUAAACUACCUUCGGUUUAGUUUUGCACAUUUUAUAUGGUGUGCUUCUGGUUUGUUUGCUGUGUGUGCUUUUUUGGAGGGGAGGGGGGUAUUUACAUUUUUCAAAGUGCAAUAUUCUAUUUUUCAGCAGACUGUGAGACCAUAGGAAUUUACAUGUAAAACUAAACAACACAAAACAGUGAUUUUUAUGGGAACAAUGGGAAAAUUUAUUGAUAUAUAAUAGAAAGAGAAAUUGGCAAGAUCUUACUGAAAUGAAGAAACUUGUAUUUAUGAGGUCUAUAUUUAUGAACGCUUCAUAUUUUCUUCAGUGAAUUUUAUUGGCUAUAACCCCUUCAGGUUACCUAGUAGCCACAUUUGAAAUCAUGAAGCAGAGCUCCACCUGUUGCGUUUUGUGAUCAUGAAAACUUACAUUUACCAUGAAACAGCAGUUCUGUAUUUCCUGAAAAUCAAAUACAGCUGCUACAAUCUGUUUCUCAAACAUACCUCUAAAAGUGCAGCAGAAUCAAAAACCAGAUUCCAAAGUACAGCACUGUAUUGGUUGUAUAUUCCAAUGAGAUUAAUGAGAUUUAGUGUCGUCUGUUAUACAGCAUGGGUGACUUGCAUUCUACCUGUCACAGCAUCCUGUUUAAAAAUACUAAUCAGAGGUAUAUGGUUGCGGUUGUGAGACUUAUAAUAAAAUUGCAGCAGCCAAGAAGUAUGUAUGAAAAUACUUAUAGAUGCAGACUCUUAACAGCCCAUGUUGUGACAGACUCUAUAACAUGGAACCCAUGUUAGUUGCCAAAGGUUCAGAUCCAUCUCAACCAAACUGGAAUAAAUCACUCACCCUAAAUAGGAGUAAAACUUCAGAAAUGUGUUUAAUGAUACCAUUUUGAGAUAGUACCAUUGUGUAAAGUCAUUCUUCUGGAAUACGUUGAAGAUUUAAAUGCAUGUGCAGAGGUAUUCAUUGGCAUUUCUUAUAUUAUAUUAAAUAUUUUUGCUUCCUCUGUGGUUAAUGAAUGGCUAAUAUUUAAAGGCACUAUAAAAUUUGUCCUCCUUUCAUGUACUCGCCUCCACAAUUUAACCCUCUAAAUAGUAGAAUAAUUUUUUCUACAAUUUGCUCUAAUUUGACAGUACCCACUAAGGAACAUAAAGCUUUACUUUCUGAUGGUCACAUUGCACAUCUGUGGAAAAUAGUGGAAUUGAACUUGGGUCUUUAUGAUAAAGCUAAUUAGUAACACAUAACCUUGAUCCUUGUAGGCCUUACUACCUGCCAGUUUCUGCAUGCAUAAUAUGCUGCACUGACACAAAGACCAGACUAAGAGCGAAAAUCUUGAUGACAUCAUAGUCUGUAGGAAAUGUUACAUUCCACUGAGCAAGAUUUAAAAAAGUAGAUGCUCAUGGUGGCAUUUUAAGCUGUACAUAUCCUAUAGUAAAUGUCUGUAAUUUGAUCUAGAAACAUUUGACCUGAACAGAGAGAGGAGGUCUGUUAAUACUGAAAAGGGUAAAUAAUAUCUUAGUAACUCUUUCCAGCCUAAUGUAACACCAGUGCAUAUGCACCCAGGUCUGCAAUCCUGCUAGUGGAAGUAGGAGACAGAGUAAAACUGCAGAUUCUGUUCCCCACAAUAUAAACUUGCUAAUAUUGACUCUGUACCCUAAGCGUAAGCAAUGUUGUCAUUUGGUACUUCAAAAUAUACAUGUACCAGGCAACUUGGUAUUACAUCAGAUUAUAAUCACAUAGCUAUAAAAUCUUAGGCACCGCACUGGCUAUAUCCUUGUCACAAUAUGAGAACUGUACAAUUCCUUCACAGAUACUUUUGGUUCUGGAUACAGAAGGCUACCCCCUGUGUUAUUACUGGAAUCUAGGAUCUCAUUGUCAUUUUGAUAAGGUAUUAUGGAGUGGGUGGUAUUGUUCUGUCCAUGUCUUAGUUGUAUUAGACAUUUAUAAUUAUACUUGGACAGGAAAUUUUGUGCAGCACUUCUAGUGUUUCAAAACAUGAUACCUGCAUGCAGCAUGCUGAGACAGGCCAAGAAGUUAAAGCAUGUAAACAGCACCUUCUCUUAACGUGGUGUCUGAUUUUCGCCACUUCAAACCAAACUGGCACUGCUUGUUUCCACAUGGACAUCAGCGCAGAGGGCAAUAAUACCUUACAACAGUCUACAUGUGGCAUCAACAAAGACACUUGAGACAAAGAGACUAACAUUACCACAGCAUGCAAGGGAAACGUAAUUUACCAAAACCUUUUACAGUCCUAGUUUGUUAGAUAGCUAGAGAUUGCUUCAGUAUCAUCUGCCAUAUUUGUGUCCAGGUUAACUUCCCUUGCUCUUCUUCAUUGUGUUUUGAAUUUUUUCAUGAUUUUUGAAGCCACAAGCUUUUCUUUAAAACUGUUGUAUUUGUCUUCCACCUUCCCCAUAAAGUAGUAUUUUCUCACAUUUCCAUGGUCAUGUUGCCGUUGUCUGAAUAUGCCCUUUUAUUCUCACACAUUUAUAUUUUACAUAGCUAUCUGCUGUUGCUUCAUCACCCCCCCCCCCACCCUCC